Messenger RNA from Dictyostelium purpureum, 441 nucleotides. RefSeq lists its product as uncharacterized. The record is from RefSeq and is a predicted model, not a curated record. Bases 1 to 441 code for a protein of 146 amino acids. Lineage: Eukaryota; Evosea; Eumycetozoa; Dictyosteliales; Dictyosteliaceae. The transcript has a single exon.
AUGAAUAAAACAGUAGGUCCACCAAGCAUCACACCAAAUUCGGCAAUUGUUGGUAAUAUGAACCCAUCAGUUCCAAAUAAUUUAUAUUCAUAUUAUUAUAGAUCAAUUGAACAAUUUCAAAAACCAAAUGGGACAGAUAAAGAAUUAUCUGAUAUUUUAAUCAAAGGUCCAAUGCCAACAAACCAAUUUUAUAAUAAUUUUAUAAAUGAAAUUAAUAAUAGAAAUAAUAUAAAUCAACAAACAACACAAAUACAGCAAUCACUUCAACAACAACAACAACAACAACAACAACAACAACAACAACAACAACAACAACAACAACACCAACAACAAUUGCCACAACAACUACAACAACAAGCACCAAAUUUAAAUAAUAUGAUGAAUCCAAACCCAAAUAACCACAGUCCACCAUCUCAUAUGCCAUUUAUUAGAAAGAAAUAA